Molecule: messenger RNA, 2139 nt
Organism: Trypanosoma conorhini
Lineage: Eukaryota; Euglenozoa; Kinetoplastea; Trypanosomatida; Trypanosomatidae
Exons: 1
Source: RefSeq, a predicted model, not a curated record
AUGAGCCUGAUGGACGACGACUCCUCCACGUACUGCUCACGCCAAACACGCAGGUCAAUAUCACUCUCACAGACGCCAGAACGGGGCUCGCUUGCCCUCGAGCAGCCUCCGGAGGUUGCCUCUACGGGCUCCGUGGCUCACAGCCUUACGGGCGCAAUAGCCGAAACGGCGGAGCACCAGGAGCCGGAGCAGGUGAAAACUUCCGCUGAGGCUCACGAAGGCGGGGCUGCCCCGUCGGGGUCCGCGGCGCGCCAGUUUUCGGCGCAGUCCAUUCCAGAUGGGAAGGUGACGAACACUGAAGUUGCCGGUGUCGCGAGUGCGGAAGGCGCCGCCGAGCCCGAGAAUCCGGAGGACGCCGAGGAUGGGGCGUCUUCUAUCGAAUUUGCAAUCGAUGACGGGACGAUCCCUGCAUCCAAGUCGUCUCCACCGAGUAUCAUGUUUCUGCAGGAGGCCCCCGUCGCCACGUCUUGUGAAACGAACCUGCGUCCUCAGCGAGUUGGCGGUGGUGAGGGGCGCGUUGCGGACACCAUCGAUGGCAACGGCGCGGAAGAUGGUAGUGCCCAUGACGGGGACGCAUGCGCUGAGCAGCACCGCUGCGAAAACAACAAGCCAGUCGAGGACGCGCAGAAAAUUGAUUUCCGACCUUCGCAUGAGAAGGCGGUGGCGGCGCUUGUCGAGAUGCGGCGAACGCCUGUGGAAAGCGAAAGUCGCUUGCAGAGCGGUGGCAAAGGACGGGAUGCCCAAGGGGAAAGCACUCCGCGGCGUGAGGGUGGAGCGGGGUUGCGGUCACAGCGAAGUAGUCGGGGAAGUUGUGCCUCGUUGGGCUCCAAAAACGCCGAGCAAAUGGGCAGACACGGUGCAAGAAGUAACUCCUCACGCGCUGUGGCAUCCACGCGUAGCGCGUCGGAGGACAGCAACCCCCGGAAGAAAUGGGGGUCACACGGUACACCUUCUGCGCGCUCCUACAGCUCGGACCGCGGCGCGGGAUGUGCGAGAAAAGGGUUCGAGAGACGCGACGUAAAACCUUCCCCUUAUCGUGGUAGGGCGCCUUCCUCCCCUCGUCGGGCACACGGCGGUGCCUGUUCGUCCCAGACGCAGACCACGCCGUUGCGGCAUACCGUCGUCCAUAGUCCGGCGUUAGAGCGGUUUAGACGGUAUCGGAUGUUAGAGUCCCCAACACCCGGGCGACGUGAGAAAAAGGAAGAAAUUUUGGCUCUGCUAGAUGAUGAGAUGGACACGGUUCGCAAUGAGGUUAGGGAGUGUGAUGUGGCCAUGGAACGCGCGAUGCUUCGAAAUCCCUUUGAACGCCUGUAUCACAUGAACAACCGCCGUGACCGAGACGAACGUCGCAGUCGUAUCCUUCACUACCUGAAACUAGAUGAGGCUAAACAACGUCUGCUGGCAGAAAGCGCCGAGGAUGAGCAGCGACGUCGAGAGUGGCGCAGGGAGUACGAACGGCGGCGCGAGGAGUUGUUUGAACGUCUCCAUUUCACUGACUCCGCCCGGGCGGAGAGUAGCCAAUUUGACACUUCACAGAGCGUAAGAAAUGGAAUGACCGCCGCGAAUGAUGCCUUGUUCGAACGCCUCUACAAGGAGGCCGUUGAAUCCAUGGCAGAGAAGCAGGAACGGGCCCGGCGGGCAGAGCGGAAGCGGGAGCAGAAGGAGAUGGAGGAGGCGCUUCAUGCCCGAAUUCUCGCCCGAUUAGAGAUGGAGACCCCCUCACGACGGAUGUUAACAUCGCAGGAGCGGGAGUCGCGAGCCAACGCCAUACAAAGCGAGCUGCUUCAAAACCCCGAUCAACUGCGCGAAUACCUCAAAACGAAUCGUCUCUCCAAGAAGAACGAGGAACUACUGGCGUGGCGACUCACGCGACAGGGGUACAGGAGCGCGGCGAGCCUUGCACAGGAAAAGCAAAAAAAGGAACUGGAGGGGUGCACGUUUCGACCCAAGACAAACACUGGCUUUAACAUGCGAUGUUGUUCGGCGGCUGUAAGCUACAGUAGAGCCACGCUGGCGUCUUCGUCUCGGAGAAAGAAAAGCGAUGCCGAGCCGGCUCCAGCCACCUCCCCGCAAAGAUCGUCAUCUCGCUCCCAAAAACUAGCUUGUGAGGAAUUAUAUAAAAAGGCGGUGAAGCAGCGC